AUGGAAAAAUGUGAACGUAUUCGUAGAGUGAAACAAUGUAUUGUUGAAAAAUUAGAUCUACGACUUAUUUUGGAUGAAUAUUCAUUUCUAAUAAUAAAUGAAAUUGCUCAAACAACUAAUGUUUCAAUAGAUUAUAUCUUUUUAACAACAAUUAUUGCCCUUUGUCAUUGGACAAUGGGAGCUUCAUUAAAAGGUGCUCAAGCUUAUAAUACACCAUUAAUUCUUUUCGGUAUUUUAUGUGGAGGAAGUGGUUCUAAAAAAAGUGCAUCUAUAAGAAUAGUAAAAGAAGCUUGUGAAGCUGUAGAAGCAUUAGAUGGUACACCUGUCAAAAAGUCAUCUAUCAAUGCAUCAGUCAAUAUGGAAUCGUUAUGUUGUGAAUUGGAACAACAACCGAAUUUAUUACAAUUAUGGGAUGAAUUAUCUGUUUUCUUUGGUAUUUUCGGAAGCACACGUGUUGAUCGAACUGCAUAUGAACGUGGUUUAAUCAUGACAUUAUGUCUACUAACGACAGCUGGGCAUCCAAAACGAACAAUUGAAUGUUUAACAGGUAUUGCUUUAAAAUCUCAAGAUCAGAAAGAUCAAAAUGAUGAUGGUUUAUUUAAUCGGUUUUUGAUUGCUGUUGCAUAUAAGCAUCGUCCUAACCGAGAAAUAAUUGAACCAAAUAAAAAAAUACCAAAACUCGGUCAUUUGUUUUAUUUAACUAAAAAACUACAUCGUAACACAGAAGAAUACAUCUAUAACGACGAAGCAAAAAAAUUUGUUAAAAAUGUGAUUUAUGAUUAUGAUAUACUGUCAUCCGACAAAUCGAAUGAAGAUGAUUUUUUAGCAAGUUGUUAUCAAAAAUCAAUGGAACGAGUUGAACGUUUAUCGGUCGUUCUUCACAUUCUUAAAAUAUGUUCUGGUCGGUUAUUUACUAUGUUUGAAAAUAUUGAAUCAUUUGGUAUUCUCGAUGAUAAAUUCAAAAUAAUUUGUACAGAACAAGAAUUAAACGAAGAUGAUCAUUUAAUUGAUUAUGAUACUUGUUUUCGAGCUUCAUUAUUAACAAAAUUUUAUCUUAAUCAAAUUAAAAUAUUAGCUGGCUAUGAUCCAAUAACCGAUCAUAUUUUAUUCAAUAAAAAAUAUAGUAUGGAUGUACCAGAAAAUGAAGUAAUGCAUAUAAAGAAAUAUAUUGAAAAUCAUCCAUCUGAUCGACUUCUUUUAUCAUCACUACCAGCAAAUCUAAAAAGAAAAAUAAGCAAAGAUCAAUAUUUAUUGAUACUUCGACAAAUGGAGGAAGAAGGAAAAGGUAAAAUAGAAGAAACAAAUAAUACGACUGGUCCAAAAGCAAUCGUAUUUACAAAAAAGAAAAAAAUCGAACAUGCACCAAAUACAUCUUCAUCAACAACACAUCAACAAACAAAUCAAAUUAUAUUAAUACCUUCUGAACAAACAGAUGAACCUUCAUCAACAAAUCAAUCUUCUUCUUCUUGA
Molecule: messenger RNA, 1470 nt
Organism: Adineta steineri
Lineage: Eukaryota; Metazoa; Rotifera; Eurotatoria; Adinetida; Adinetidae
Source: the annotation of a GenBank genome assembly